Alosa sapidissima (American shad) is the source of this 861-nucleotide messenger RNA. It is a transcript of the gene myl2b, whose product is annotated as myosin, light chain 2b, regulatory, cardiac, slow. The transcript has 7 exons. Gene Ontology annotation, biological process: heart development; muscle cell fate specification; cardiac muscle contraction. Gene Ontology annotation, molecular function: calcium ion binding. NCBI's taxonomy places the organism in Eukaryota, Metazoa, Chordata, Actinopteri, Clupeiformes, Clupeidae. Bases 68 to 568 code for a protein of 166 amino acids. The record is from RefSeq and is a predicted model, not a curated record. Gene Ontology annotation, cellular component: cytoplasm; myofibril.
CUCAGGUCCAGCCAGCCUCCCACAGCAUCUCUGAGUCUCUGUGCCCAACAGCGCUCCAGCUUCAGUCAUGGCGCCAAAGAAGGCCAAGCGGAGAGCGGAGGGGGCCAACUCCAACGUCUUCUCCAUGUUCGAGCAGGCCCAGAUCCAGGAGUUCAAAGAGGCGUUCACCAUCAUGGACCAGAACAGAGAUGGCUUCAUCGAUCAGAAUGACCUCAGGGACACAUUCGCAGCACUCGGCCGUCUGAACGUGAAGCAGGAGGAGAUCGACGCCAUGCUCAAGGAGGCGCCGGGGCCCAUCAACUUCACCGUCUUCCUCACCAUGUUUGGAGAGAAACUCAAGGGUGCUGAUGCUGAAGAAACCAUCUUAAAUGCCUUUAAAGUCUUUGACCCGGAGGGAAAGGGCACACUGAAGAAGGACUUUGUUUCCGAGAUGCUGACCACCCAGGCGGACAGGUUCUCUCCAGAAGAGAUGGAGCAGAUGUUUGCUGCCUUCCCUCCUGAUGUGGCGGGAAACCUGGACUACAAGAACCUGGUCUACAUCAUCACACACGGUGAAGAGAAGGAUUAGGAGUAAACACCUUCUCAUCGAUCAUCUCUCAUCUCACACCUCAGUCUCACUGAGCCUCCCGACUCUCAUUCUCUCUCUCUGAUGAGAACAAACAGAGAGGAACACGCUUCUCUGGCAUUAAACACAGAAUACACGACUCCUGAUCACAAUGACCUUUCUAAACCUUUAAUGUGUUAUUUUACAAAUUCAAUAAAUUGAGCCAGAAUCAAACAAAUCUUUGUUUUUGUUGUUAUUAUUUGUUAUGUUUUAUCUAUUCUUCUCUGGAAUUAUUAAGUCGAUUCCCCAGAGGAUGA